Molecule: messenger RNA, 5496 nt
Organism: Daphnia pulicaria
Lineage: Eukaryota; Metazoa; Arthropoda; Branchiopoda; Diplostraca; Daphniidae
Gene: RpI1
Product: DNA-directed RNA polymerase I subunit RPA1-like
Exons: 20
Coding region: 158-5386 (1742 amino acids)
Biological process (GO): DNA-templated transcription
Cellular component (GO): RNA polymerase I complex
Molecular function (GO): DNA binding; DNA-directed RNA polymerase activity
Source: RefSeq, a predicted model, not a curated record
UCUGCUCAAACAAGUCUCUUCAUUCGCACGUGGUUUAGCCCGGUUUUCCGUACGUCUUCUAUCCCUUCCUUGCAGAAUCUUGCAGAUUUGAAACGGCUGAUGGUGAAGAGACAAGUGUAAAUUCGUUUUUGUAUUUUUUUCUUGUCAUCAACUUAAAAUGGCGCAAGAGCGUAACAUUCAUUACUAUCCGGAAUCCGUGACUUUUGGGUUUCACACUGCCCAUGAUAUAACUAAGAUCAGUGUAGUGGAAGUUACCCAAACUGAUACUUUCAAUGCACUUGGUCACCCAAUUACAAAUGGCUUGUAUGAUAUGAAGAUGGGGCCCUUUAGUAAUGAUGCUGGGAAAUGUCCUACAUGUAGCUUGGGGAUGUUGCACUGCCCAGGACACUUUGGUCACAUUGCUCUCCCGCUACCUUGCUAUCAUCCUCUGUUCUUACGAAAUGUGGUGGCAAUCAUGAAAAUGACCUGCCCUGUCUGCAAGACAUUUGCGAUCCCUGAGAAAGACAAACUGGUAUUGGUGGGUCAGCUCCAACUUCUCAAGUAUGGAUUGAUAAUAGAUGCACAUAAUUUGUGGCAAAAGGCAAAGCCCACUGUGGAAGAUUAUGAUGAAGAUGAGGGAAAGACAACACAGCUUAAUGAAGAACAACUCGAAGAACUGCGAUUGAAUAUUGAGGAGGAAAUCAAAAGGGCAAAAGAGGAUGCGGGGAUUACCUGUGGUGAUAAUCCUCCACCAACAAGGCAUGUGGAAAACAUGAAAAUGGAGUUUCUGAAACUCUUCAUGCUCAAGUUUAAAACCGGGAAGAAAAAGUGUGCUCAAGGCUGCAAAGGUGGAUUUGAAAGAAUCCAACAAUAUAGAUCUCGCAUUGUUUACUCUCUAAGGCAUGAUACACCCACAACUUCUUUAGGGGGGAACAUGAUGAUCAAUCCGGUUGAGUUCGAAGAAGAUUUGGAAGACGAAGAUGACGUAGAAGGUAAAACUCCAUCAAAGCAUAAAAGGAAGCCGAGGGCAACGAUGUAUGUUACCCCCAAAGAUGCAAGAGACCUGUUGCGACUAUUAUGGGAGAAUGACAAGGAAUUGUUCGGACAGAUGUACCCCGUCUUAUUCAAAACCAACAUUGAUUAUCCAACUGAUGUGUUUUUUCUUGAAGUAAUAUCGGUGAUGCCUUCAAAAUUUCGGCCCGUAAACAUCGUCGGAGGUAUAAUGAGUGAUAAUAAGCAGACAGCCGUCUUACGCAAAAUAGUGCAGGACACUUACGUAGUCAAGACUGCGCUUUUUUGCCAUGAGCAGAAAACCAUGGACAAUGUUCCCGAAGAUUCGAAGCGCUUCCUCAAAAGUUUGCAGGGAGAAACUCUUUUGGAGAAACUGCAAACAGCUUGGCAUGCACUCCAGGAAAAUGUCAACAUGAUAGUGGACGCGUCUAUGAAUAAAGAUGAUAAAAACAUGAUUGGUUUUAAACAGAUUUUGGAGAAAAAGGAAGGGUUAUUACGUAUGAACAUGAUGGGGAAAAGAGUUAAUUUUGCGGCUCGUUCCGUAAUCACACCCGAUCCCAAUUUGGACGUCGAAGAAGUCGGCGUUCCUGAUUGUUUUGCGAAAAGGUUAACGUUCCCCACCCCAGUAACAUCAUUCAACGUUUGUGAAAUGCGCGAUGCCGUGCGUAAUGGACCCAACGUUUGGCCUGGCGCAACGCACAUCGAAGAGAGCAAUGGGAAAAAAAUCAACCUGAACCCCAAUGACGAAAAAUCACGAGCGGCCAUUGCCAAAACCUUGCUAACCCCUUUCGAAGCUAGUUCUCAGGCGGCGGUUUAUGAGAAAGGCGGCAAAAUCCGUACUUUAUUCAAACCUAAAAUUGUGCAUCGUCAUUUGAAAACGGGCGAUAUAAUGCUUCUGAAUCGCCAGCCCACUCUGCACAAGCCCAGUAUGAUGGCUCAUAAAGCCAGGGUGCUGAUGGGGGAGAAGACCUUGCGGCUGCACUACGCAAAUUGCAAAGCAUACAACGCUGAUUUUGAUGGUGACGAAAUGAAUGCACAUUUUCCUCAGGGUGAAGUAGCUCGUUCUGAGGGAUACAACAUCGCGGCUGUACCGCAUCAGUACCUCGUGCCCAAAGAUGGAACUCCUCUAAGUGGGUUGAUCCAGGAUCAUAUGAUCGCAGGAGUGAAACUCACGAUGCGUGGACAAUUCUUUAACCGAACCGACUACCAGCAGCUAGUUUUUGCUGGCUUGGGCGGACGAGAAUAUGAUGGUAAAACUAAACUUUUGCCUCCCACGAUACUGAAGCCGGUCGCCCUGUGGUCGGGCAAACAAAUAUUGUCCACCGUUAUCAUCAAUCUGACCCCCAAAGGCAAAAAGUUGAUCAACAUGGAUUCUACAGCCAAGAUUAGCGUCAAGGACUGGCAAACAGUACCGGCAAGAAAAUGGGAGGGAGGUGGUACUGAACUACAAGGGAAUAGCAUGACGGAAAAUGAAGUUGUCAUCCAACAUGGAGAGCUGCUGGUUGGCGUACUGGACAAGAUGCAUUAUGGAGCCACUUCAUACAGUCUCGUCCAUUUGUUUAAUGAGCUUUAUGGAGGUCAGUAUUCGUGCCGACUUCUCUCGUGCUUCGCGCGCCUUUUCACGACAUACCUUCAGCUGAAAGGAUUCAGUUUGGGUGUCGAGGACAUCUUAGUAACUCCUCGGGCUGAUAAAAAGCGCAGAAAGAUUCUUAAGCGACUUGAAACGGUUGGAGAUGGUGUUGCUACUAAAGCUGUUGGUGUUACCCCUCAAGAGGUUGAGAAAAGUGGAAUGGAGAUUGUGAGGAAGAAAAUGCAAGAGAUACAUUUCAGCCAAAAUGCCCUUAAAAAAAUGGCCAUCGACAGAGAAUACAAGGGUGUCACUGAUCAAAUUAACAACGAAGUAAACAGGGCCUGCAUUCCUGGAGGAUUGCAUAAACUGUUUCCGGAUAACAACUUGGCGUUGAUGAUUCAGUCAGGCGCCAAAGGAUCUAGCGUUAACGCUAUGCAAAUUUCUUGCCUCUUAGGCCAAAUUGAAUUGGAAGGAAAACGGCCCCCUCUGAUGAUAUCAGGGCGUUCUCUGCCGUCUUUUGUCGCCUUCGACACAUCGCCUCGAGCAGGAGGCUUUAUCUCAGGUCGUUUUAUGACUGGCAUUCGUCCUCAAGAGUUUUUCUUCCAUUGCAUGGCCGGUCGUGAAGGUCUUAUCGAUACAGCUGUAAAAACGUCUCGAAGUGGAUACCUCCAGCGUUGUCUCGUAAAGCAUUUAGAAGGAGUGAGUGUUGCUUACGAUGGUACAGUGCGCGAUUCCGACGGACUUGUUCUGCAGUUUCUUUACGGGGAAGAUGGACUGGACAUUUGCAAAUCGCAAUUUCUCAACGACAAAGGCAUUCCGUUUCUGGUAGCCAACCGCGAUUGUGUCCGUUUGAUUGAACCAGUAUCCGAUGAGUCGGAGCAGAAAGAAGUGGAUCAUGCUAAAAAACUGGUGAGGCGUUGGCUUAAUAAGCAUGGAUCGCUAAGUAAAGAAAAGGUGCGAAAGUCUGGGUUUUUGAACUAUUCCUCCCAAUGUGGGAUCAAGGACGAUUUUGAAAAAGGGAAAAAUGGUCGCACUUUUACCGCCUUUGAAAUUGAACAGGCUUGGAUAGCGUUGUCUGCCGAAGAACGGGCGAAAUACUCCAAAAAGACUGAAAGCCCACCUGAUCCUGUAAACGCUAAAUUUUCCUUUACACGAAAUGUGGAUGUGUUUGACGAGCAGCUAAACACGAUGAUGUCGCGCUACCUUGAUCGUCCAGGCGUGCCCAUUGGAAAGAAAGAGCUGACGCGACUCGUUUACAAUAAAGCAGUUGCGGCCUCGUGCGAACCAGGGGAGCCGGUGGGAAUGUUGGCUGCCCAGUCGAUCGGUGAACCCUCAACCCAAAUGACCCUCAACACUUUCCACUUUGCCGGUCGUGGUGAGAUGAACGUGACGUUGGGUAUCCCUCGAUUGCGUGAAAUCCUUAUGGUGGCUGCUGCAAAUCUCCAAACUCCGUCGAUGGACAUUCCCAUAUUGGGUAAGGGACCUAAAGCCCUACGCAAAGCUGAAAAACUAAAACUCAAGCUGACUAGGGUUACGCUUGCCGAUGUCCUAGAGAACGUUUAUGUAACCGAGGGAUUGUCAAUCAACGAAGGUGAAAGGGCCAGGAUUUACGGACUUAAAUUUAAUUUCCUCCCGCAUGCCUCCUACAAGGAUCGUUUCUGCGUUAAACCAAAACAGGUUUUGCAUUACUUCGAAAAAACCUUUCUUCCGAGAAUUCUCCUGCCUAAUAUCAAGAAGGAAGCUGAAGCACAGGGAAAGCAAAGCCUUUUUGAGUGCAAAUCAGCUGUCCAACCUCGUAAAGCCAAUGUCAAAGAGGAUGGGGCAGAGGGUGCUGGUGAAGAUGGUGAAGCCACAGCCAAUGGUCGUGCAGAAAAAGAUGAUGAAGACGAUUUCGAUGAAGGUAGCAACGCAAAUGAUGAUGAUUUUGCGACACAACGCGCCAAGGACGCUGACGAGCAUGAAUAUGAGGAUGAAGAUGAAGCAGAUAAGGAACCUGUUAACGAAGACGGUUUUGAAGACGAGACUCCGAAACCUAAGGAGGAUGCCGAAGGAGAGGAGACGGAUGAUGAACAACUCAAUGAAAAAACUAUGAAUGAAGAGGAUGCUGCGCUCGACGUAACACCUUCAAAAGAAGAAAUGGAUCAGGAAAUGGCCGAAGCGUAUGAAACGCAUAAACUCACUGUGAUCCAGGAACAUAGUUGGAUCUGUGAUUAUGAUUUCGAUAGCACUGGAUUCCUUAGUUGCACAGUCACGCUAUCGGUUCCGCUGUUUGUCGAAAAGGUGGAUCUAUCAAGUUCUUUAAAAAAGUGGGCCGAGUCUUCUGUUGUGCACCACGUGAUGAAAAUCAAGCGUGCUUUUGUUGUUGCCCCGGAGUCUGAUAAUGGCGACAUCAUUAUCAAAACAGACGGUGUUAACAUUCAGGCUAUGUUCGAUUACGCCGGCAUUCUGGAUUUAAAUCGGCUCUACACGAACGAUAUUCACGAGGUGGCCAAACACUACGGUGUCGAGGCUGCCUCCCGUGUAAUCGUCAAGGAAGUGAACAACGUGUUCAAAGUGUACGGAAUCACCGUAGAUCAUCGCCAUUUGAGCUUGAUUGCAAGUUUCAUGACAUCAGGCGGAAGUUACCGGCCGUUCAGCCGUCACGGAAUGGCCGACUGCACUUCGCCGUUUCAACAGAUGAGCUUCGAAACGGCUACGGAAUUUUUGAAGAACGCCACGCUUCAAGGCAAAACUGAUUUUUUGAAGACCCCAUCUUCGCGUCUCAUUAUGGGACUUCCAGGUUGCGAAGGAACUGGAUCUUUUAAUUUAAUGGCUAAGCUGUAUUAAAAUGGAAAUUAAAUGAGAAUUGAACAGAAUCAUUUAAUUUCAUGGCUAAGCUUUGGAAAUUUAAUGGAAAUUACAUAUAAUGUUUGAAUAAAUUUCAAAUUGAAUCCGAA